Molecule: messenger RNA, 1923 nt
Organism: Fraxinus pennsylvanica
Lineage: Eukaryota; Viridiplantae; Streptophyta; Magnoliopsida; Lamiales; Oleaceae
Source: the annotation of a GenBank genome assembly
AUGGGAUUCAAGAAAGUAUAUAAGGUGUUGCAGGAAAUUUUUCCACAGAUUGAUUCUCGAGUUCUUAGAGCUGUUGCAAUUGAGCAUAGUAAUGAUGCUGAUGCCGCUGUUGAGGCAGUUCUUGUGGAGAUUAUUCCCCUUUUUACUGAAAGAUCUAGACAAACGAAUUCUUCUGGUGAAAAUAGGAACUUGGCCGAGUCACCUAAAGCAAUUGUAGAACCUGUAGCAACUGCUUGGAUCAAGGAUGCAUCGACUGUGAACACAAAGGGUUCAGCUGAAGAGCAAAAUGGUUCAGCAUCUUGUGAUGUGAGCUUUAGAGUUAAGCAAUCAUUCCAUGGUGCAAACGAUGCCAAUGAUGGACAUAAUGAGCCCUUUUAUGACACAUAUAGUGAAAUUCUUGAAGAAUGUGGGGACAGUGGGAUUGCCGAAUUGAUCUCAUCGGUGCAAUGUGAUGAAAAUAGUGUUAAGCUUAGUGUGGAUGUGUCAUCUCAUGUUGAACCUGUCAUUGUGAUGGAUGAAAAUAGAGCAAAUAAUCAUCAUGAAGUGUCUGGAGACCCUGAAAGAGAGGCAUCGGUUUCCGUUGAGAAGUGCUCAGAAAGCAGUGCUAAGACUCUGUUUGAUCAGAGUUCUCGUCACACAUUGGGAUCUUCAAAUGAUAGGGAUACAUGUUUUGAUCAAAAUGUGCAUGGUUGUAUGCAGGAUUUGGAAAAUGCUGUUGGACUAGACCGAGAUUGCAACACAGGUAUCCUUGAAGACAAUUAUCGGGGAAAAUCUUGUCAAGAUGGGAAUCAAUUGGAGGUGAUGAAUUUCGUUGAUCAGCCUAUUUCAUUAACAGCUAAUGAUCUAACUUCGAGUCCUUCAGAAAGCAGUGCCCAUUUGGUAGUGGUGAGUGAUAUGCAAAACACCAAUUUAGAGCAAUCAGAAAUAAUGCAAUUAAGCGAUGAUGCUUCUAAGGUGGAAGCUACUAGUGAAAUGGUUGAUAUUGAAGAAGAGUAUACCUUGAACACCAUGGUGUCCCAAUCUGCCCAAAUGUGUAGCAUUGAUUUUCUCGAGGAAAUCAUCUCAGAUGCGAGAAAUAACAAGAAAACAAUGUUUUCAGUUAUGGAAUCUGUUAUUAGCUUAAUGAAGGAAGUGGAACUCAAAGAAAAGGAUGCUGAACAAGCAAAAGAGGCUGCUGCUAAGGGGGGGUUUGAUAUACUGAGUCGAGCUGAAGACCUUAAGAAAAUGCUACAACAUGCAAAGGAGGCAAAUGACAUGCAUGCUGGUGAAGUAUAUGGUGAGAAGGCCAUCCUAGCUACUGAGUUGAGAGAGCUCCAGUCUCGGGUUAUCUCCUUGUCAGACGAAAGGGAUAAAUCCCUUGCAAUUCUUGAUGAGAUUCAUCAAACUCUAGAGUUGCGAUUAGCUGUCGCUGAGAAUGAGAGAAAAUCUGCAGAGCAGGAAAGACUAGAGAAAGAAAAGUCUGCAUUGAAAGCACUUGCUGACCAGGAAUUAAUUAUGGAAAAAGUGGUGCAAGAGUCAAACAUCCUGAAGCAAGAGGCAGAAGAAAAUGCCAAGCUUCGGGAAUUUCUUGUAGAUCGUGGCCAUGUCGUAGAUAUGUUGCAAGGAGAGAUAGCUGUAAUAUGUCAGGAUGUGAGGCUACUAAAGGAGAACUUUGAUGAACGAGUUCCAUAUAGCAAAUCUCUUUCUUCCAGCCAGACAAGCUGCAGAUUAGCUUCUUCUACCUCAUCUUCCAAAAGUUUGGUUCUUCUGCAGACAGAACAGAAACAGGGAUCUGAUGGUGCUGAUUCAUCAGAGAACCCAAAGAGAGAUCUGGUAUGUUGUUUUGACGAGCAGCUCUCUGGAGAUGAAGCUACCAGAGAUGACAGCAAAGCCCUUGUAGAAGAGGGAUGGGAAAUUUUCGACAAGCGUGAUGUUUACAUGUGA